Molecule: messenger RNA, 1917 nt
Organism: Cannabis sativa
Lineage: Eukaryota; Viridiplantae; Streptophyta; Magnoliopsida; Rosales; Cannabaceae
Product: F-box/kelch-repeat protein At1g22040
Exons: 2
Coding region: 285-1712 (475 amino acids)
Molecular function (GO): protein binding
Source: RefSeq, a predicted model, not a curated record
UGUACGUAGUCAUCCACAUUAACUUCUUCCUUCAGCUACUUCUUCUUCUUCUUCUUCUUCUUCUCAUUUCAGCGGCUCGGGUCGACUCGACUCAGCACCAACCCACGCCUCAUCGUCAUGGAUCGCCUCCUCCCUCCUCCCACAACAAUCUCCAGCAUUUUAUUAUAAUACGAACUAUAUACAAGUGGCGAAAAAUUGGGCACCACCUGUUCUCAUUAUAGAUAUACCAGGAAGGAUUUCUUUCAAGAGUUGAGUAACCUUCCUCCCUUGGUUUUCCCAUCCUAAUGGGGAAUUUAUUGAGUUUGACUGCUUCAAAAUCCAGGAUGAAGGAGUAUCACGAGGUGUCUGAAUAUGAAACCUGCAAGAGGCAAAGAAUGUGCCCAAGUGUUGCUGAGGAGAACCCCAGACUGAUUCCUAGUCUUCCUGAUGAGCUGUCUAUCCAGAUUAUCGCUAGGCUUCCUAGAAUUUACUACUUUAAUGUGAGAAUGGUGUCGCGAAAGUGGAAGGCAACUGUUAUGAGCCCUGAACUUUUUAAGUUGAGAAAGGAACUUGGCACCACUGAAGAAUGGCUGUAUCUAUUGACAAAAGCGGAGGACGAGAGGUUUUUAUGGCAUGCUUUGGACCCCUUAUCGGAAAGAUGGCUGAGGCUACCUUCCAUGCCUGAUGUUGUUUAUGAAGAAGGACAAAAUAAAGGUGGUUUUUCCAUGUAUUGGAUGUGGAACAUGUUGGGGCCUAGCAUCAAAAUUGCUGACUCUAUUAGAGACUGGCUUGGGCGUAGGAACACUUUAGAUCAAAUGCCAUUUUGUGGUUGUGCUGUUAACGCCGUGGAUGGAUGCCUUUACGUCGUAGGUGGGUUUUCUAGAUCUGCAGCCAUGAAAUGUGUCUGGAAAUUCGACCCAGUGCAAAAUGCAUGGACUGAAGUAACUGCUAUGGCCGCAGGCAGGGCCUAUUGUAAGACAGGAAUUUUGAAUGGCAAACUCUAUGUUGUUGGGGGGGUUAGUCAAGGCCGAGGUGGAUUGAGUCCGCUUCAAUCUGCCGAAGUAUUUGACCCCUCCACAGGUACAUGGUCCGAAGUGCCAAGUAUGCCCUUCUCGAAAGCUCAAGUGUUACCCACUGCCUUUUUGGCUGACAUGCUAAAGCCUAUUGCAACUGGGUUGACUUCAUACAUGGGAAAGUUAUGUGUGCCUCAAAGUCUGUAUUCAUGGCCCUUCUUUGUUGAUGUUGGGGGAGAAGUUUAUGACCCUGAUACAAAUUCAUGGAAUGAAAUGCCAGCUGGCAUGGGAGAAGGCUGGCCUGCACGUCAAGCAGGAACAAAGUUGAGUGUUGUGGUAGAUGGUGAAUUAUACGCUUUUGAUCCUUCUAGUUCCUUGGACAGUGGUAAGAUUAAGGUGUAUGACCAUGGGGAAGAUGUUUGGAAGGUUGUUAUAGGAAAAGUCCCCAUCUAUGAUUUUGCAGGUUCUGAAUCUCCAUAUUUGCUUGCUGGAUUUCACGGAAAGCUUCAUGUCAUCACCAAAGAUGCCAAUCAUAGGAUUGCAAUUUUGCGUGCUGAUCUACAGCACGAUAGCCCUGAUUCCAUUCCGUCGAGCUCAGCUUCUCUCACAUCUGAAUCCUCUGACUCACAGGCAGAUUCAGAUGCAGUUAUCUGGAAGGUCAUCGCGAGGAAGGACUUCGGUCCCAAGGAAUUAGUCAGUUGCCAAGUUCUUGACGUUUGAGCACAAGAGUCACACAAUCAAGUGUCCGUACAAUGACACGAGUUUCGUUUCAUUUACUUUUUCUAUGAGAGCAAUUAUGUUAUUUCCUUUUAAAAUGAGGUAUAUUGUAUAGAGCAGUGUAGUAUAUAAUAAAUGUAUACGUGUAAACUGUUUGUGAGAAGUUCUCUUAUUUUAUUACAAACUGAACUAGUGUCAAUUGCCAGAA